AUGGGACACUACAAGGCAGUUGGAGACGCUGGGAACUUCGAUAACCGCAAGACGGAAGACUCCGCGGUGGCUGUAGCAUAUCUUAGACCCACGUGUGAGGAAACAAAUUGGGCUGGUCGGGGAACAAAAGACAGCAGUGCUCUGGCUGGAAUUCAUACUCCUAAGCUGAAGAGCCAGCCUAUGAGAAGGAGAUUGCAGAACAUUGUGCUGGUGCUAAUAGAUUGGAAGACCCAGAGAAGUGGAUAUGCUUUACUCAAAUGA
Molecule: messenger RNA, 261 nt
Organism: Pelobates cultripes (western spadefoot toad)
Lineage: Eukaryota; Metazoa; Chordata; Amphibia; Anura; Pelobatidae
Source: the annotation of a GenBank genome assembly